Aspergillus fumigatus Af293 is the source of this 963-nucleotide messenger RNA. RefSeq lists its product as uncharacterized. The record is from RefSeq and is a predicted model, not a curated record. Lineage: Eukaryota; Fungi; Ascomycota; Eurotiomycetes; Eurotiales; Aspergillaceae.
AUGUUGCUACGAUUUCUGUCGCUGGCUGGUCUCUGCCUGGGGCGUGGUGUCGCUGCCCUCACCCCUCAGCACCACGGCCUCCCCUCUGAUAUACCAACAUCAGACAUCCAACAUGCUCGCCAUUUCUACAAAAUCGACAUUCCCUGCUCUCACUGUGCGUUCUCAGACGCCGAAUGCUCUCAGAGCCCCGAGUCGAAAUCCCACGUGACGAUUAACUUCUCCGCCGACAAUGGCACCCUAUACGCCAAUCACGAAUCCGUCUUCCCACCUUCGUUACCCUUGCAAUUCACCGCAGUCAAGCACUCGGCGUCUGGCGACCAAUCCGUCCGGGUGGCAUACAGCCUCGACGCACGACCGCUCGCCGCCCAGCCCGGCGCCCUCCUAGGCGAGAAGUUCCUCCUGAAACUGCGCUUGUUUGACCUCCACGGCCGGCCCGUCACCCCGGACCUAAUCGCUGUGGCCGUGUCCCGGCGCGCAGACGGCUUCCUCAGCAUCAACAAGGUCGAGCGGUCCCCGUUCCACCGACACGGCCACAUGAUGUCGCCCUUGCGGCUACUCGAAUCGCACCUCCGGCCUUACAUCGAUCACUUGGCUGGGGUGGCAUCCCCUGGAGGACCGCGCCAUCAUCGUCGGCCAUUACAUGCAGACAUCUACCGAUUCAGGGACCCUGCGUCCCAUUACCACAAUACCAUGCCGUGGAGCAGCCGCGAUCGCAGCUUCAUGAGGCUGGUGCGCCCGGUGAUCCUGCCUGCGUUGCUGGGGGUUGCAGCGGGGCUGUGUGCGUGUCUGGUUGGGUUUAUGGUCGGAAAGGUGAUGAUCUCGCUGUGUCGCUGUUGGUAUGUCCGCAGUCGAAGCGGGUAUCGCGAGGUUCCGGCUAUCACCGUUGACUCGGUGGAGGUGGAGGAGCAUGUCCUCUCGGAAAAGGAGAGCUUGAGUCGAUCGUCCCGGUGGCUGGAUGUAUGA